AUGACAGAUGCUCUUUCGACCCCUCCGGAGGGUCUCAUCGGAGGCUACCAAGGCGGUAGCUCCGUUGUCAAGAUUUUGAUCGUUGUCUUCAGCUCCAUCGCCUUGUACAAUGCCAUCGAGCUGGUGAUUCUUAUUUUUCUCACUUUUAACCGCUAUAGUGGUCUCUAUUUUUGGACCAUGCUCAUCUCUGAUGUACUUGGAGUUAUCCCGCACGCUAUUGGCUAUCUGCUCGAAUUUUUCGCCAUAGGGCCAAUAUGGUUAGCAGUCACCCUUUCCACAAUUGGUUUCUACGCAAUGGUUCCUGGUCAGUCGGUCGUUCUCUACUCGCGACUUCAUCUGGUAGUCCAAAACCAAAAGCUCUUACGCCGCAUCCUGUACCUCAUCAUCGUCGACGCCGUCAUUUUGCUUAUUCCCACCACUGUCCUCACAUACUCUACCGUCUAUGUGGGCACAGACCCAAUUAUCCGAGGAUACAAUGUCAUGGAGCGCAUGCAGCUGGCCUGGUUUUGUGCGCAGGAGAUUUUGAUAUCCGGAAUCUAUAUUUGUGAGACCGUGAAACUCCUACGUCUCAGACCAGAAAAAGACCCCCAACGCCACAAAACCAUGUACGAGUUGAUUACCAUCAAUAUAAUCAUCAUACUCUUGGAUGUGGCUCUCUUGUCUCUAGAAUAUAGUGGCUUCUACACUCUGCAGACGACGCUUAAGGCUGCGGUUUACAGCAUCAAGUUGAAGCUGGAAUUCGGUGUCCUUAGGAAGCUUGUUUCACUUGUUCACACCCACCCCACAGAAUCCAGCUCUACAGAGCAUGAGGAAUUUCCUAAUUUCGUGGAUCCGGAGCAAAUUACAGGGGACAUCACCCAUGCCACUCCGGUUACCGAAAGAAAUCGCCCUGUCUACCCAUGGGCUGCGAUUUCGAUGGACAGCCUUGCUUCAUCCGACCGAAGGUUGCGCCAGUCUCAGGAAACUCGACCCCCCUAA
Messenger RNA from Aspergillus steynii IBT 23096, 978 nucleotides. RefSeq lists its product as uncharacterized. NCBI's taxonomy places the organism in Eukaryota, Fungi, Ascomycota, Eurotiomycetes, Eurotiales, Aspergillaceae. The transcript has a single exon. The record is from RefSeq and is a predicted model, not a curated record. The coding region runs from base 1 to 978 and encodes 325 amino acids.